GCCACUCUCAGCAUGAGCACCUUGGCCUUGUAUCGCGGCAUCUACACCCAAGAGAGCUUCCAACAAGUCUAUGGGGUGCCCCUGGAGCCGGAGAGCAGCCUAGCAGGGAUGGUGAAGGGCAGGCUGAGCCGCUGCUGCCGCUGCUCCAGAUCGACAGUUUUGCACUUAUUUAGAAACAGGCUGCCUAUUGCAAACUGGCUGCCCAAGUACCAGCCGAAGAAAUGGCUUUUGGGGGACCUGGUGGCGGGGUUAACCGUGGGCGUUGUACACAUCCCUCAAGGAAUGGCCUUUGCUCUGCUCACUUCAGUGGCUCCAAUCUAUGGGCUGUACACUUCAUUCUUCCCAGCCUUGUUGUAUAUGCUUUUUGGGACAGGGCGUCAUGUGUCUACAGGCACAUUUGCUGUGGUCAGUCUGAUGACAGGCUCCGUGGUGGAGCGCUUGGUUCCCAUCCCUCAGCAGUCCAAUGGCACAGGUGCUGCUGAAGUCACCUUGUUAGAGAGACAACGCAUUGAGGUAGCUGCCGCCAUGGCCUUUUUCAUGGGGCUCCUCAUGGUCAUGAUGUUUCUGCUUCACUUGGGCUUCCUUUCCACCUACCUCUCGGAGCCAGUGGUCAAGGCCUUUACUAGUGCCGCUGCCUUGCACGUGGUGGUUUCUCAGCUACAGAGCCUCCUGGGCAUAUCCUUACCACGUCCCAACGGCUACUUUGCCAUUUUCAAGACACUGGCAUCUGUUGUGGAAGCAUUGCCCUUAACCAAUAUGGCAGAACUGCUUAUCUCUGGGCUCUGCUUAGCUGUGCUGGUACCGAUCAAAGAAAUCAACCACCGCUACCGUAGCCGGAUGUGGGUCCCCAUCCCAGGAGAAAUAAUCAUGGUACUGCUGGCCACGGGAAUCUGUUUUGCUUCCUCUCUGAAUACCCACUAUAAUGUACAGAUCGUUGGACACCUCCCAGCAGGGUUCCCACAGCCCCAGCUCCCAGCUCUGCAUCUGCUGCCCCAAGUGUUGGGUGACACGGUGGCCCUCGCUUUCGUGGCCUACGCCAUCUCAGUGUCCCUGGCCAUGAUCUACGCUGAGAAGUACCACUAUGUCAUUGAUCCCAACCAGGAACUUCUGGCUCAUGGUGUUUCAAACCUAGUCUCUUCUUUGUUCACCUGUUUCCCCAGUUCAGCCACUCUGGCUACAACUAACAUUUUGGAGAGUACUGGUGGACACACACAGCUUUCUGGACUCUUCACCAGUGCCGUUGUCCUGAUUGUGUUAAUAUGGAUUGGACCGCUCUUUCAUUAUUUACCAAAGGCUGUCCUAGCUUGUAUCAAUGUCACCAGCCUUCGACAGAUGUUUCUGCAGUUCCGGGACUUACCUGAGCUGUGGCGGAUCAGCCAUGUGGACUUUGCUGUGUGGAUGGUCACGUGGCUUUCCGUGGUUAUGCUCAGUGUGGACUUUGGCCUGGCAGUGGGGGUUGUCUUCUCCAUGAUGACCGUUGUAUGCCGCACACAGAGGGCUGAAUGCUCUGUGCUGGGCAGAGCAGCCGAUACAGAAAUCUACAAGCCUGUGAAGUACAAUAGCAAGUGCUUUGAGAUCCCAGGUGUGAAGAUCUUAAGUUACCAGGCCCCCAUCUAUUAUGGGAACCGCGUUUUUUUUAAAGAUAUUGUCAGCAAGCUUGUGGGGUUACAGCAAGACUGGGAACAUCCUGAGGAGUCACAGUUUAACAGCAGGAUCAAAAUGGACAUCACUACAGUGGACAGCAGUGUUUGUGUCUUGGAAAAGAAGCUUAGCUCAGAUGUACAGGCUGUGAUUUUUGACUGCAGUGGAAUAUCCUUUGUGGAUUCAUCCGGCGCCCGGCUCCUUAUCCAGGUGUGUGUGGAAUGUCAAAAAGCCGGCAUACAGAUACAUUUGUCUGCCUGUAAUGCCAACGUCCUACAGACCCUGAGUUUUUGUGGCCUCAUGCAUCAUCUCACCCCUCAGCAGAUUUUUGUCACUGUUCAUGACGCUGUUUCCUACCUCCAGCAAGCCACGGAAAACGUGGAACAGAAGGAUCCCACCAUCUGGGUAUAACUUUUCUUCCUGCCAAGGUUAAAAGACAAUGAGAUCUACCAGGACAAAGCCAUCUGAGACCACAGAGAUUUGGGAAAGGGCAGCAGGCUGCCAACGAGACCACGUUUCUCCUGCUACUGGAAGGCUGGCUUGUCAGGAAUGGACUGUCAAGGAAAGAGCAGACUGGCAAGAAGAGCUAGGCUCUUAGAUUUAGCAGUUCUUCCCCCUGCUACAACUUCCGUGGCCUGCAGAGUCCACAUCUGAAGUGUCAGGAUUACUUCGUGCACUCACCUGUCCUGGUUCCUUUCUUCUUGAACCGUUACCAGAAAAUUAUUAGAACACAGCAGCUAAACAAAAUUGUAUUUUUAAAAAACAACCCUUUAUUACUUUCCUGGGGGGAAAAAAAAUUGAAGUCACUGCAGAAUAAGCCAUGGAAGCCAAAAGGAAAAGAGCCUAGGAAAGAAUGCUCAAUGGGGAUUACAGAAAAGUUUGAUUGCCAGAAAUAAAAUGAAGUCCAAUUUUGUCAAAGUACCGUAUUUUUCGGAGUAUAAGACGGACCUUUUUACCCCCAAAAAGAGGGUGAAAAUCUGGGUGUGUCUUAUAGUCCAAAUGUAGCCCCGCCCAGCCUCUGAAACGGAGGUUUCAGAGGCUGAAAAAAAAGCAAGGCACAGAGCUCACAACCAAAGAAUCUGUUGCUAAAAUUCACCUCUGGGAACAGCUGAUUGGGGGUAUUCCGGGAGGCCGAUCCACCCCCAAUCAGCUUUUUUCUUAUUUUCCUCCCCAAAAACUAAGGUGCGUUUUAUAUUCCGGUGCGUCUUAUAGUCUGAAAAAUACAGUACUCUUUUAUAUUGGGGCAUCUCCUUUUUCCUUUUCUUUGCCAGAGAGAUCCUCUCAGACCAGAAUUGCUGGUGGAACCGGUAGGACCAAAGGGUAUAGAUGCAUUAACAGCCUUUGAUUCACUAGAGAGGUUCAGCCAACAUGCUAAACAUGGUUAAUGAAUUGAUUCACAUUUUGGAUUCAGUAUAUACCUGCCCUAGGACCCAAGCUAUAUUCCUCAGCUUGCGUUUCUCUUUAGUGGGUGGGUAUACAGUAUUUGCAGAUAACCCACAGGUUAUUGUGAUCACUCAGAACUGAGACACCACUCCUUGGAUUAGGUUAUUGAUUAGUGUUUGCAACUGGAGAUCUCCAUCUUACUCAAAAGGGACAGGACCCAUUUUACACCUUCAGCAGCAUCAACUACUAUAGCUAAGGUUUUCUUGGACUGCACCAGCUCAGAGUUGCAUGCUGAUUAUGCAUCCAUCCCUGAACAGUAAAUAUGUAAAUAAGCAAAACAAGCUUUUGAACUUUUAUCAAAAUUAGCAUUUCAGGCGGGGGAGCAACCAUUUCAUUAUCACAUGGAAUUUGUUUCCUACUUACUUUGGGUGUGUGUGGGUGUGUGUGUAAAAAUGCAAUGUCCUUUUUAAAAAGCAUUUUAAGUGUAUUUAAUUUAUUACUGCAUUGUUCUGGUGGUGUGAGGAGGAUUUAAUUCCAAUUAAAAUCGUACUUAAAGUCUUA
Molecule: messenger RNA, 3585 nt
Organism: Pantherophis guttatus
Lineage: Eukaryota; Metazoa; Chordata; Lepidosauria; Squamata; Colubridae
Gene: SLC26A10P
Product: Solute carrier family 26 member 10
Biological process (GO): transmembrane transport
Cellular component (GO): membrane
Source: RefSeq, a predicted model, not a curated record